AUCUUUUACUGAUAUGAUUAAGCAUUGUUUUACUUCUUAACACCUGAACAUUCGAAAGUUAUUCAGUCAGUGUCUACACUGCAGACCCGAGAACAGCUCCCCAACAUGGGAUUAAAAUUACCUUUGUCGCUAUUUUUGUUAGCGUGUUUGUUAAGCUACGGUGUAGCUCAAACCAUCAUUGCUACAACCCCGCCAUUCGUUGCCCAAUUAUACGUUCCCAAUAUAACCCGUCCCCGAUCGUUGCUACUCGAUUUGGCUGGUGAUGUCUUGGUGACAAGUAAUACCCAGAGCAGAAUUACUGCCAUUAGGGAAACAAACAACGGAAAUGGAACCGUUACAGUUACAACAAGAGUUAUUGUUGACGGUGCUGGUCUGGGCUUAAAUCACGGAAUUGCAUUCUUUGGCGGAUUUCUGUACGCAUCGAAUCCGACAACAGUGUUCCGUUGGCCGUACACACCCGGAUCAUUUCAAUUGAUCAAUCAAAAUACUCGGCAAACCGUUGUCCAAGGUAUUCCCAGCGUUCAAGGACAUACCACCCGAACGCUUGCGUUUGAUCGCCAAGGAAGAUUGUACAUUGCCAUUGGCACACAAACGAAUGCCACUCCGUCGCCGCAUCGAUCACGAAUCUUGAGAUUCAACAAUUUGGGUAAUCAAUUUUUGCCGAUUCCAUUCGGAAAUGGUGAAGUUUUUGCUCAUGGUUGCCGAAACACCGUCGGUCUUGGAUUUAAUGCCAAUGAUGUUUUGUUCGGCGUUGACAUGGGAGCUGAUAUGCUUAAUCGACCGGAUGUUGGAGCGAUCUGGGGAGACAAUCCUGGAGACGAAAUGAACAGACAUGCAUUGCCCACAAACAGACAUUUCGGAUUUCCUGAUUGCUGGUCAGUCUAUCGUCUACCUGGUCAGCCUCAAAGCUCACAGUUCGCUUGGCCAUUUGCCGGUGUAAAUUUGGCCGCUAUGGAUACAUGGUGCCGUAACCCAGCCAAUAAUGUCCCUCCAGUCUUAACUUUCCCUGCUCACGCCUCACCCAUGUCAAUUGACUUCUAUGACGGAGCGAAUUGCGGUGUAAACGGAGGUUUCCCGUGCGCUUCUGUCGACGAGGCCUUCGUCACAUUCAGAGGAUCGUGGCAUCCAGGUAUUCCCCAUGGUUACAAGGUCACCUGGUAUCGAUUCAACAGAGCCACGGAAACACCAACCGGUGAAGCUAUCGACGUUCUAUUCUCGCCAGUUGCUGUGAACAGCUGUAACACAUGCUUAAGACCGGCUGGCGCUGCCUUCAACAGAAAUGGUCAUUUACUUGUUAGUGCUGAUACUACUAAUCAAAUAUUCAGAGUUGCACACAACACGGUAUUGCCAACGAUUAUCAAUGUCACGUCGUAAAGUGUUUGUUGACUGAAUAAAGAUAACAAAUUGCA
This is a messenger RNA of Bradysia coprophila, 1409 nucleotides long. RefSeq lists its product as uncharacterized. NCBI's taxonomy places the organism in Eukaryota, Metazoa, Arthropoda, Insecta, Diptera, Sciaridae. The record is from RefSeq and is a predicted model, not a curated record.